This is a messenger RNA of Fragaria vesca subsp. vesca, 1564 nucleotides long. RefSeq names its product tryptophan synthase beta chain 2, chloroplastic-like. Gene Ontology annotation, biological process: L-tryptophan biosynthetic process. The coding region runs from base 61 to 1296 and encodes 411 amino acids. Gene Ontology annotation, molecular function: tryptophan synthase activity. The transcript has 5 exons. Gene Ontology annotation, cellular component: cytoplasm; chloroplast stroma. The record is from RefSeq and is a predicted model, not a curated record. Lineage: Eukaryota; Viridiplantae; Streptophyta; Magnoliopsida; Rosales; Rosaceae.
CGUGCCACCGCUCCUUCCUCCAUCUCCUGCACCCUCGCCCGAGACGCCGCCGCUCCCCGCAUGGACAGCAAGAGCGAAAACGGGUCGCUGGCGGGCCUGCCCCGACCCGAUUCCUUCGGCCGCUACGGAAAGUACGGCGGCAAAUACGUCCCGGAGACGCUAAUGCACGCCCUCACCGAGCUCGAGGCCGCGUUUCACAAGCUCGCUGAUGAUGAAGAUUUUCAGAAAGAGUUGAAUGGCAUUUUGAGGGACUAUGUUGGCAGGGAAACUCCUCUCUAUUUUGCAGAGCGGCUGACUGAACACUACAAACGCCCUAAUGGUGAAGGGCCACACAUUUACUUGAAGAGGGAGGAUCUUAACCAUACUGGUGCCCACAAGAUCAACAAUGCUGUUGCUCAAGCUCUGCUAGCUAAGAAACUGGGCAAGAAGCGCAUUAUUGCUGAGACUGGAGCAGGUCAGCAUGGAGUUGCCACUGCAACCGUCUGUGCUCGGUUUGGAUUGCAAUGUAUCAUCUACAUGGGUGCCCAAGAUAUGGAAAGACAAGCUCUCAAUGUUUUCAGAAUGCGGCUUCUUGGUGCUGAGGUCAGAGGAGUCCAUGCUGGAACAGCCACAUUGAAGGAUGCCACUUCAGAAGCUAUAAGAGACUGGGUUACCAACGUAGAGACAACCCAUUAUAUUUUGGGCUCAGUUGCCGGUCCUCACCCAUACCCUAUGAUGGUUCGUGAUUUCCACAAAGUGAUUGGUAAAGAAACAAGAAAACAGGCUUUGGAAAAGUGGGGUGGGAAACCAGAUGUUUUAGUAGCUUGUGUAGGUGGCGGUUCGAAUGCUAUGGGACUUUUCCAUGAGUUUGUGGAAGAUAAGGAGGUUCGAUUGAUUGGGGUGGAAGCUGCAGGUUUUGGAUUAGACAGUGGCAAACAUGCUGCAACUUUAACCAAAGGAGAUGUUGGAGUUCUACAUGGAGCUAUGAGUUACUUGUUACAGGAUGAAGAUGGCCAAAUUAUUGAGCCUCAUUCUAUAAGUGCAGGCUUGGAUUACCCUGGAGUUGGACCGGAGCAUAGUUUUUUAAAAGAUUUGGGGCGAGCUGAAUACCAUAGCAUUACUGAUGACGAAGCAUUGGAGGCUUUUAAAAGGUUGUCCCGGUUGGAGGGAAUCAUUCCAGCUCUGGAGACUUCUCAUGCACUGGCGUACCUAGAAAAACUCUGCCCAACUCUUCCUGAUGGGGCUAAAGUUGUGCUUAACUGUAGUGGCAGAGGGGACAAAGAUGUUCAUACUGCCAUCAAACACUUGAAGGUUUGAUGUUGUCAUUACUGAACAAACCACAGAAGCAUCAAAUUAAAGCUAGAACCACAGGAAUAAAUUUUGUUAAAUGUAUCUUUACGUAACUGUCGUAUAGAGCCAUGUUAAUUAGGAGAUCAAUUUGUUGAUUGGUUGAUGAUGUCUCUUGUCAUCAACCAUCCAAGAACAGUUGAUGAACGGAAGUACUGUAUUCUAUCUUUCUGCAAUGUUUAAACUGCUCUUAUAUUGCAAGGUUCUUUGGUUCCUGUACAAUGUCACUAUGUUUCUC